GGCGCUGUGAGUUGCUCUAUCUUUUUGUAUUGAUUUUAGUGUUUUUAUGCUCGUGCCCAUGUGUUUAUGCUUACUGUGUUUCGUGCAGGAGUAUCCUGACCCUUCGUUAGGGGGAUGGGUGCUUCCCGAUGCUCGGAUUUCGUAUACCGGAGAGAGUAGAUCCGAGAUUGUGGAGACUUUCCCGGAAGACCGGGUUUUCCAUGCUCCGCUCCCUGAGGGAGUACAGGCGGUUCCGGCCCGUACGGCCAACGCGAUGGUGGGAGUGAUCAACCGGUUGAAGUCCGCGUUGGUUCGGGCCCGAUCUGCACUUUCUUGCAGGAGCCCCCACUCCACUCGGACGGGGGCUGGACGAGCCGGGGCCGACGACGCAGGUCCCUCGGGUGGGGGACGCGGUCGUGAGGAGAGAGAGAGGGCACGGCGCUCGCCUCUACGGCAUCGCCGUUCUGAUGUGGGGACGAGUUCUUCCGGGGAGAGUAUCCGUGACGGUUAG
Molecule: messenger RNA, 490 nt
Organism: Spinacia oleracea (spinach)
Lineage: Eukaryota; Viridiplantae; Streptophyta; Magnoliopsida; Caryophyllales; Amaranthaceae
Exons: 4
Coding region: 47-490 (147 amino acids)
Source: RefSeq, a predicted model, not a curated record